GGGGGCCGCGCGGCCCGGGCCUACCCGCGGUCGGGCCACCUCCUCCCUCUCCGGAGUGACGAAUCGGCGCCCGGCUGGCAAAGUACUGACUUUCGGGGAGUUUUGAGGAACGUAUGGAGCCUGAAAAAAAUCCUUGACUGUGCUAAACCCCACCGCGUCCCCACUAGAACGCUUAUUUUUCUGAAGAGAGUCGGGUGGGGCCUGGGAAGGAAUUAAGAAGAGUGUUGAAAGUGCGAGCGCGGAAGCUCGGGACGCGAGGGGCGGGGCGUGCGCGGGACAAAGGGAAGCGAGGCCGGAGCUGCGGGCGCUUUUUCUGCCCGCGGUGUCUCAGAUUCAUUCUUAAGGAACUGAGAACUUAAUCUUCCAAAAUGUCAAAAAGACCAUCUUAUGCCCCACCUCCCACCCCAGCUCCUGCAACACAAAUGCCCAGCACACCAGGGUUUGUGGGAUACAAUCCAUACAGUCAUCUCGCCUACAACAACUACAGGCUGGGAGGGAACCCGGGCACCAACAGCCGGGUCACGGCGUCCUCUGGUAUCACGAUUCCAAAACCCCCAAAGCCACCAGAUAAGCCGCUGAUGCCCUACAUGAGGUACAGCAGAAAGGUCUGGGACCAAGUAAAGGCUUCCAACCCUGACCUAAAGUUGUGGGAGAUUGGCAAGAUUAUUGGUGGCAUGUGGCGAGAUCUCACCGAUGAAGAAAAACAAGAAUAUUUAAACGAAUACGAAGCAGAAAAGAUAGAAUACAAUGAAUCUAUGAAGGCCUACCAUAAUUCCCCCGCGUACCUUGCUUACAUAAAUGCGAAAAGUCGUGCAGAAGCUGCUUUAGAGGAAGAAAGUCGACAGAGACAGUCUCGCAUGGAGAAAGGAGAACCUUACAUGAGCAUUCAGCCUGCUGAAGACCCAGACGAUUAUGAUGAUGGCUUUUCAAUGAAGCAUACAGCCACCGCCCGUUUCCAGAGAAACCACCGCCUCAUCAGCGAAAUCCUUAGUGAAAGUGUGGUGCCAGACGUUCGGUCAGUUGUCACAACAGCUAGAAUGCAGGUUCUUAAACGACAGGUCCAGUCCUUAAUGGUUCAUCAGCGGAAAUUAGAAGCUGAACUUCUUCAAAUAGAGGAGCGACACCAAGAAAAGAAGAGGAAAUUCCUGGAAAGCACAGACUCAUUUAACAAUGAGCUUAAAAGGUUGUGUGGUUUGAAAGUAGAAGUGGAUAUGGAAAAAAUUGCCGCUGAAAUUGCACAAGCUGAGGAGCAGGCUCGAAAAAGGCAGGAGGAAAGGGAAAAAGAGGCGGCAGAGCAAGCCGACCGCAGCCAGAGCAGUAUCGUUCCUGAAGAGGAGCCAGCAGCGAGCAAGACCGAAGACAAGAAGGAGGACGAGAGCAUGCCGAUGGAGACAGGUAGCCUGCCAGAGGAGACACACCUUGAAGAUACAACAGAAAGCCAACAGAAUGGUGAAGAAGGCACGUCUACUCCUGAGGACAAGGAGAGCGGGCAGGAAGGGGUGGACAGUCUGGCAGAGGAAGGGACCAGUGAUAGCAACACUGGCUCAGAAAGCAACAGCGCAACCGUGGAGGAGCCACCGACAGAUCCCGUACCAGAAGAUGAGAAAAAAGAAUAAAUGUUGCCUUGUUUUAUGUGUUCUAAAUAACUUUUUUAAAUGAAAAAAUGUUUUUUGAGUUUUAA
Messenger RNA from Budorcas taxicolor (takin), 1681 nucleotides. RefSeq names its product SWI/SNF related, matrix associated, actin dependent regulator of chromatin, subfamily e, member 1 (gene SMARCE1). The transcript has 11 exons. The coding region runs from base 369 to 1616 and encodes 415 amino acids. Gene Ontology annotation, molecular function: nucleosomal DNA binding; nuclear receptor binding. The record is from RefSeq and is a predicted model, not a curated record. Gene Ontology annotation, biological process: negative regulation of DNA-templated transcription. Gene Ontology annotation, cellular component: SWI/SNF complex. Lineage: Eukaryota; Metazoa; Chordata; Mammalia; Artiodactyla; Bovidae.